AUGAGGGGAAAAACCUAUCAUUUCCACCUGAAAGUACAUCUCCAACUCCCCUCAGAGACAGAGAAGGCAUGUCCAACUCCCCUCACAGAGACAGAGAAGGCAUGUCCAACUCCCCUCAGAGACAGAGAAGGCAUGUCCAACUCCACUCAUAGAGACAGAAAAGGCAUGUCCAACUCCACUCACAGAGACAGAGAAGGCAUGUCCAACUCCCCUCACAGAGACAGAGACGGCAUGUCCAACUCCACUCACAGAGACAGAGAAGGCAUGUCCAACUCCACUCACAGAGACAGAGACGACAUGUCCAACUCCCCUCACAGAGACAGAGACGGCAUGUCCAACUCCCCUCAGAGACAGAGAAGGCAUGUCCAACUCCCCUCAGAGACAGAGAAGGCAUGUCCAACUCCCCUCACAGAGACAGAGAAGGCAUGUCCAACUCUCCUCACAGAGACAGAGAAGGCAUGUCCAACUCCCCUCACAGAGACAGAGAAGGCAUGUCCAACUCUCCUCAGAGACAGAGAAGGCAUGUCCAACUCCACUCAUAGAGACAGAAAAGGCAUGUCCAACUCCACUCACAGAGACAGAGAAGGCAUGUCCAACUCCCCUCACAGAGACAGAGACGGCAUGUCCAACUCUCCUCACAGAGACAGAGAAGGCAUGUCCAACUCCACUCACAGAGACAGAGAAGGCAUGUCCAACUCCACUCACAGAGACAGAGACGACAUGUCCAACUCCCCUCACAGAGACAGAGACGGCAUGUCCAACUCCCCUCAGAGACAGAGAAGGCAUGUCCAACUCCCCUCAGAGACAGAGAAGGCAUGUCCAACUCCCCUCACAGAGACAGAGAAGGCAUGUCCAACUCCACUCACAGAGACAGAGACGGCAUGUCCAACUCCCCUCACAGAGACAGAGACGGCAUGUCCAACUCCCCUCAGAGACAGAGAAGGCAUGUCCAACUCCCCUCACAGAGACAGAGACGGCAUGUCCAACUCCCCUCAGAGACAGAGAAGGCAUGUCCAACUCCACUCACAGAGACAGAGAAGGCAUGUCCAACUCCACUCACAGACACAGAGAGAAGGCAUGUCCAACUCUCCUCACAGAGACAGAGAAGGCAUGUCCAACCCUCCUCACAGAGACAGAGACGGCAUGUCCAACUCCACUCACAGAGAAGGCAUGUCCAACUCCCCUCACAGCGACAGAGAGAAGGCAUGUCCAACUCUCCUCACAGAGACAGAGAAGGCAUGUCCAACCCUCCUCACAGAGACAGAGACGGCAUGUCCAACUCCACUCACAGAGAAGGCAUGUCCAACUCCCCUCACAGCGACAGAGAGAAGGCAUGUCCAACUCCACUCACAGAGACAGAGACAGUAUGUCCAACUCCACUCACAGAGACAGAGAGAAGGCAUGUCCAACUCCACUCACAGAGACAGAGAAGGCAUGUCCAACUCCACUCACAGAGACAGAGACGGCAUGUCCAACUCCACUCAGAGACAGAGACGGCAUAUCCAACUCCACUCACAGAGACAGAAGGCAUGUCCAACUCCACUCACAGAGACAGUAUGUCCAACUCCACUCACAGAGACAGAGAGAAGGCAUGUCCAACUCCACUCACAGAGACAGUAUGUCCAACUCCACUCACAGAGACAGAGAGAAGGCAUGUCCAACUCCACUCACAGAGACAGAGACAGCAUGUCCAACUCCACUCAGAGACAGAGAAGGCAUGUCCAACUCCACUCACAGAGAAGAUAUAGUAUAGCAACUUAUCUAAGUAUAUUUGCUCUUCCCACGUGA
This is a messenger RNA of Knipowitschia caucasica, 1788 nucleotides long. Lineage: Eukaryota; Metazoa; Chordata; Actinopteri; Gobiiformes; Gobiidae. The record is from the annotation of a GenBank genome assembly.